AUGGAUGAGCACAAAGAGUCUUUAGGUUUGACCAGCAGAAUAUACGCGACUCGGUCCGCUGAAGACGGCCUGGCUCAUGUUGACUUGAAUAGAAAUGUUGAGGCUCUCAUCGAAAAUCCACUUGCGCACCUUACGCCCGAGCAACUCCUACGAGACGUCCGUGACUUCGCCCGCGCGAAUCAUCUCGAGGAGCAUGUUGAACUAUUGAAAAAGGGCGCACAGGUUGCCAAGGAUCCAAGAUUUUACGAGGCGAUACGAGGGAUAACGGAGACUGAAAAGCAAGCGCUGCGAGACGAGGAAUAUCGUCGAUUCAAGCAGCCAAUAGCACUAUACCUUACAAUCAUCACUUGCUCUGUCGGUGCUGCGGUACAGGGAUGGGACCAGACAGGGUCGAAUGGAGCCAACCUCGACUGGCCGAACGUCUUUGGCCUCGACACCACAGCAGGCAGCAGCAGCAGAGGCGCUUGGUUAUUUGGGCUGGUCAAUGCGGCUCCCUACUUUGCGGCUGCAUUCAUAGGCUGUUGGUUUUCUCAUCCAUUGAACCAUCGCUCUGCAUUCACCCAAACGUGGCAACAGCUGUUUGCCUGUCGUUUGUUACUCGGUAUUGGGAUUGGGACCAAGGCAUCAACAAUUCCGGUGUUUGCUGCUGAGAAUUCGCCUGCUUCCAUUAGAGGGAGCUUAGUCAUGGGCUGGCAACUAUGGGUCUCCUUUGGAAUCUUCAUGGGCUCGUCUGCCAAUCUGGCAGUGUACCAAGUUGGAAAGAUCGCGUGGCGGUUACAGCUCGGGUCUGCGUUCAUUCCGGCGGUUCCAUUACUCAUUGGAAUAUAUCUAUGCCCCGAAUCGCCUCGUUGGUACAUCAAAAAACAUCGCUACAAUGAUGCUUUUCGAUCCCUCCAACGCCUCCGAAAUACUCCCCUUCAGGCCGCUCGCGAUCUAUACUACAUACAUGCUCAGGUGAGACUCGAGGAGAUCAUGCUAGGAGAUGGAGACAUCCAGAAGAUGAACCUCGAAAAUGGUAAAGAGCACUUCACCAACAGGGGUAGAUAUCUGGCUCGAUUCGUACAACUGUUUACCAUUGCCCGAGUAAGGCGUGCGACAUUGGCUGCUUUCGUAGUCAUGAUCGCGCAGCAAAUGUGUGGAAGUGAGCUCACUAGCUCUCAUGAUACCUCUACGAAAAUUACUAACAUCGCGGUAGUUAACAUCAUGGCUUUCUACGCAACCACCCUCUUCAAAGACGCACAUGCGACAGUCCGGACAAUCGACACGUUCGGGCGCCGUGCUCUGCUACUCGUCACCUUCCCCAAUAUGGCCUGGACUCUGCUGGCCGCCGCAUUCUGCUUCAAGAUACCAAACAAGAGCCCCGCGCAUCUACCUGUACUCGCGCUUUUCAUUUACCUUUUCACUGCCUUCUAUUCGCCUGGUGAGGGGCCGGUUCCCUUCACCUACUCCGCCGAAGCGUUUCCUCUGUUCCAUCGCGGUACGAGAGACAUCUCCCCCUUCAGUCAUGUUCCUACUAACUGGAACUAG
Letharia lupina is the source of this 1527-nucleotide messenger RNA. RefSeq lists its product as uncharacterized. Gene Ontology annotation, molecular function: myo-inositol:proton symporter activity. The transcript is spliced from 9 exons. Gene Ontology annotation, cellular component: membrane. Lineage: Eukaryota; Fungi; Ascomycota; Lecanoromycetes; Lecanorales; Parmeliaceae. Gene Ontology annotation, biological process: transmembrane transport. The coding region runs from base 1 to 1527 and encodes 508 amino acids. The record is from RefSeq and is a predicted model, not a curated record.